AUGCUACUCGACAGGUCAUCGCCUUUCCGAUGCGCAAAGCUUGAGGACAAAGUCUAUGGGCUAUUACCUAUGAUAGAAUGGCCAAAGGGUAUCCCACCUGUUCAGCCUAUUUAUGAGCCCUCUCCUAUUUUGGACCUAGCGCAGUUAUUCACAAGCAUCGCAAAAUCGCCGAGGAUAGAUAUAUGGCAUGUUCUUAACGCACUCGAGCUUUCACACGAUCAUAAGCUCUUGAGGCCCAUCGUGGAAGCUAGAAUGAAGAGCCCGCCCCAGCCCCUUGGUCGCGGCAAGUACCCACCGAUGUCGUUCAAAUUCAAGGCUACGUUCAUAACAAUAUUUCAAAACACUCGCGGUCAGCUUUCUGCUGGUCUGGUUCGUAAUCAUUAUCGACUUCCAAAAACUUCAGACCAGAUAGAGACCGAAUGUAAAGGGGCUCCUGAAGGAACAAGACACCUGUUUUUUGGUUCUGAAAUUUGUGCAUUACUCUGCUGCGAUGCUCAAGAAGGCGACCGAAUAAUCAAGGUACCAGUUAUUGGUGAACUACUGGUAUUGAGGCGCAAUGUGGAAGAGAACGGAUAUGAUAUUAUUGGCCAAGGCCUGCUGCUUUCCAAUUACGAGGUUCCAUCUUGCCCUUCGAUGGUAUCGAUAGAAGACGAGUUCAAGGAGAGCGAAGCAUAUGGGGGCACGAAUUUCGCAUCCUCCUGUCAGAUCGAAACCGAGCCUAUCGAGUUUAUAGUGUUGGAGCGGCAGGAUCGCGGAACCGAGGGGUCACGCAUUGAAGGGAGGAAAUUGGAGAGAUUGGCUACUAAGAUAUAUGGCACAGUCAGGCUGAGUGAUUAG
Messenger RNA from Fusarium tjaetaba, 837 nucleotides. RefSeq names its product heterokaryon incompatibility 6 OR allele. The coding region runs from base 1 to 837 and encodes 278 amino acids. The transcript has a single exon. NCBI's taxonomy places the organism in Eukaryota, Fungi, Ascomycota, Sordariomycetes, Hypocreales, Nectriaceae. The record is from RefSeq and is a predicted model, not a curated record.